This is a messenger RNA of Elgaria multicarinata webbii, 930 nucleotides long. RefSeq names its product olfactory receptor 10G4-like. The transcript has a single exon. The record is from RefSeq and is a predicted model, not a curated record. The coding region runs from base 1 to 930 and encodes 309 amino acids. Gene Ontology annotation, cellular component: membrane. Gene Ontology annotation, molecular function: olfactory receptor activity; G protein-coupled receptor activity. Gene Ontology annotation, biological process: G protein-coupled receptor signaling pathway. NCBI's taxonomy places the organism in Eukaryota, Metazoa, Chordata, Lepidosauria, Squamata, Anguidae.
AUGAAGACAGGCAACUUCACUCUUGUGAUUGAAUUCACCCUCCGGGGUUUUUCUGAAGUACAGGGUCUUCAGGUCUUAUUUUUCACUCUCUUCCUAGCCAUUUACCUCUUGGCCUUGCUCGGGAACACCAUCAUACUUCUGACGAUCCGCCUGAGCACUCAGCUCCAUUCCCCGAUGUACUAUUUCCUCUCUGAACUGGCCCUUUUAGAUGUCUGUUAUGCUACUUCCACCGUCCCAAAGAUGCUUGCUGGCUUCAUUGGUGGCCCCCAAAGAAUUUCCUACCAAGGUUGCAUGGCUCAGCUCUAUUUCUUCCACUUUUUGGGGGGCACGGAGGGCUUCCUCCUCACUGUUAUGGCAUUUGACCGAUAUGUGGCCAUAUGCAACCCCCUCCGUUACACUAGCAUUAUGAGAAAGACGGUUUGCGGCCAGUUGAUAUUUGGAACAUGUCUUGUGGGAACCUUCCAUUCCAUAAUUCAGAGUACACUCACUUUCCGGCUCCCUUACUGUGGCCCCUAUGAGCUCGAACAUUACUUCUGCGAUGUCCCACCUUUGCUCAAGGUGGCCUGUGCCGACACAUCUCUAAAUAAAGUUGUCAUCAUGGUCAACGUUGGUGUGGUGGCCCUUGGUUGCUUCCUGCUAAUCCUGGGAUCCUACAUCCGUAUCGUCACCACCAUACUCAGGAUGCGCUCUGAGGAAGGGAAGAAGAAAGCCUUCUCCACCUGCACGGCCCACCUCAUUGUGGUCCUGACUCUCUAUGUGCCGUGCGUCCUCAUAUACCUGCAACCAGCCACGACCAACUCAGUUCAGAAAGUGAUGGCUGUUUUCUACACAGCCAUCACUCCUGCGCUAAAUCCACUAAUCUAUUCCUUGAGAAGUGAAGAAAUCAAAAAGGCAUUGAAGAAACUUGUAUAUGGACAGGUGUUACCUUGA